CAAGUCCGUUUUCAGUCCUUGUUUUGCAGUCUACAACAAUGGCGUUUGCUGAAAAGUCUAAGAGUUCGCGGCUGCCAAAGGACGUCAACCGCAUCCUCUUUGUCAAAAACAUGCCCUUCAACGUCGCAGACGACGACUUGUACGAUCUGUUUGGCAAGUAUGGCGCCAUUCGACAGAUCCGAGUAGGAACCGCGCCGGAUACGAAAGGAACGGCCUAUGUUGUCUAUGAGGACAUUUUGGACGCGAGGAACGCGUGCGAACACUUGUCUGGCUUUAACGUCGGUGGACGCUACAUUACUGUCUUGUAUUACAAUCCUCAACGCUUGUUGGCGCGAAUGGACGUCAACAAGAAGCGCGAGGAGCUCGACAAGUUGAAGCAACAGCACAACAUUGCAAUGGACGAGUCUUAACGUGUAUUUUGUUUGUGUUUGUUUUCUGCGUGCAUUACAAACGGUGUUAACUAGAAUCGGGUUCAUGCUCGAGGUCACAAAG
Molecule: messenger RNA, 492 nt
Organism: Capsaspora owczarzaki ATCC 30864
Lineage: Eukaryota; Filasterea; Ministeriida; Capsasporidae
Product: pre-mRNA branch site protein p14
Exons: 4
Coding region: 39-410 (123 amino acids)
Molecular function (GO): RNA binding
Source: RefSeq, a predicted model, not a curated record